Molecule: messenger RNA, 6221 nt
Organism: Anguilla rostrata (American eel)
Lineage: Eukaryota; Metazoa; Chordata; Actinopteri; Anguilliformes; Anguillidae
Gene: ppp4r1l
Product: protein phosphatase 4, regulatory subunit 1-like
Exons: 20
Coding region: 135-3110 (991 amino acids)
Biological process (GO): protein dephosphorylation
Molecular function (GO): protein binding; protein phosphatase regulator activity
Source: RefSeq, a predicted model, not a curated record
GCUGAAUAUUAUAUGACAGCUACACAAAGAUAAAUUAUGAUAUAUAAACAGAUUUUUAAAAAAGAAAUUGCUCCAGGAAGUAAUUUCAGGAAGUAGCAAGCUUUCCCUGACAGUCGUGCAGUUUACAAAUCAAGAUGGCAGGUCUGUCUUUAUACUUUGAAGAUGGUCAUGAUGAUUUGGAUGACUUUGGGUUUGAUGACUACGGGUCAGAGUGCGAUGGAAUUCGGAUCACGGCCUUCCUGGAUGCGGGGCAGGAUAACCUCACCCCUCUGGGACGGCUUGAGAAAUACGCUUUCAGCGAGAACGUCUUCAACAGGCAGAUCGUGGCGCGCGGACUGCUGGACGUGCUGCGCGAGUUCAGCGACAGCGAGAAUGACUUUGUCGCUGUCAUGGAAACGGUUGCCAGGAUGUCGGAGGAUGGAGAACCCACAGUGCGUGCUGAACUGAUGGAGCAGGUACCCAACAUUGCCAUGUUCCUGCAUGAGAGCCGGCCCAACUUCCCAGCAGCCUUCUCCCGAUACCUGGUGCCCAUUGUAGUGCGGUACCUCACUGACCCCAACAACCAGGUGCGCAAGACCAGCCAGGCCGCCCUCCUCGUGCUCCUGGAGCAGGGCCUCAUCUCCAAAAACGACAUGGAGGGCAAAGUGUGUCCCGUGCUGCUGGACCUGACCGAGCCCAGCAGCGACGACGACUACAAGAUCGAGGCUGUGGCGAUCAUGUGUAAGCUGGUGACGGUGCUGAGCCGGGACACGGUGGAGCACCUGCUGCUGCGGAGGUUCUGUGAGCUGUGCGGCGACGCCCGGCUGUUCCAAGUCCGCAAGGUGUGUGCUGCCAAUUUUGGGGAGUUCUGUUCCAUCGUGGGCCAGGAGGCCACAGAGAAGCUGCUGAUGGCGAAGUUCUUUGACCUGUGCUCGGACAGCCUGUGGGGCAUUCGCAAGGCCUGCGCGGAGUGCUUCAUGGUCGUGUCCAACUCCACGUCCCCCGAGGUCCGGCGGACCAAGCUGUCCCCCCUCUUCAUCAGCCUCAUCAGCGACCAGUCCCGCUGGGUGAGGCAGGCCGCCUUCCAGUCCCUGGGGCGCUUCAUUUCCACCUUCGCCUCCCCGUCCAGCACCGGCCUGCACUUCAGAGAGGACGCCACGCUCCGCGAGAUCGCCAAGCCGCCGCCCGAAAAGUGUGAACCCCCCGAUUGCAGAGAGUCGGCCGGGGGCUGCCCGGGGGAGAGGCCAGCCCACGCACCUCUGGAGACGGACCGCAGCUCUACUCCAGUCCCAGGCUUCGGCUCGGGCCUGCUGGCCGCUCGAGGCCCCGCUGACUGCGCCGUGGAGACCAAAGGAGGCGCAGGCCAAGGGCAGGGGCCAGGGGUCUGCGCCUCCCUCGGUCCGGGGGAGGCGCAGGUGGGCGAUGACACGUACAACUCCUUCUACUUCUGGAGGCCCCUGCUGCCCGAUAUCAGCCAGGACCUGGAGCUCCUGCGGACCGUGGAGGAGCACGAGCACGAGGAGGAGCAGGAGCACAAGCAGGAGGAGGAGGAGCAUGCGCCGGAGGAGGAGGAGCAAGCGCCGGAGCAGGAACAGGAGCACGAGCAGGAGGAGGAGCUGGAGGAGGAACGGGCGCAGAAUCACGAGCAGGAGCAGGAGGAACCGGAGGAGGGACAACAGGAGGAGGAGGACGAGGAGGAGCAGGUCACCAGGCUGGAUUCCCAAGGCCCUGCUACCAGCUCACAGAUCCAGAAGGUUCUAGACUGCCUGCAGCCCCACCUGGACGACCCAGACGUUCAAGCCCAGGUACAGGUGCUGUCGGCAGCCCUGAAGGCGGCCCAGCUGGAGAGCCAAUCGGAAGAGGGCGAGCAGGAGGAGGCUGCUGGGGAGAGGCCCUCCCCCGAACCGUCGCCGCCCCCCACACCCGCCCCCGAAGAUCCUCCGCCCCUCCCCGCCGACGGCCAGCCCCCGACAGACACGGAACCUUCCGGGUCGCCCCUGACCCCGCCUGACUCGCCCCCUGCCCCCGAGGACACAGAGCAGACCCGUGUGGAGACGGCCGAGCUGAUCGAGAGUUUGGAGGGAGGGACGGACUUCGGACCCGGGCAGCUGUACGAGGAGGAGAGGUCCAAGGUCCAGAACGUGAUCCCGCAGCAGCUGCUGGAUCAGUACCUGUCCAUGACGGACCCGGCCCGGGCCCAGACGGUGGACACGGAGAUCACCAAGCACUGCGCCUUCAGCCUGCCGGGCGUGGCCCUCACCCUGGGGAGACAGAACUGGCACUGCCUCAAGGACACCUACGAGACGCUCGCCACCGACGUUCAGUGGAAGGUGCGUCGCACGUUGGCGUUCUCCAUCCACGAGCUGGCGGUGAUCCUGGGGGACCAGCUCACGGCGGCCGACCUGGUGCCCAUCUUCAACGGCUUCCUGAAGGACCUGGACGAGGUGCGCAUCGGGGUCCUCAAGCACCUGUACGACUUCCUGAAGCUGCUUCACGCGGAGAAGCGGAGGGAGUACCUCUACCAGCUGCAGGAGUUCAUGGUGACGGACAACAGCCGAAACUGGAGGUUCCGAUACGAGCUGGCAGAGCAGCUGAUCCUGAUCAUUGAGCUGUACUCCCACUACGACGUGUACGACUACCUGCGGCAGAUCGCGCUCACGCUCUGCUCCGACAAGGUUUCGGAAGUGCGCUGGAUCUCCUACCGGCUGGUGGUGGAGAUCCUGCGGAAGAUGUACUCCAGCGGGGCGCAGGACCUGGGCCUCAACUUCAUCAACGAGCUCAUCGUGCGCUUCUGCCACUGCCCCAAGUGGGUGGGACGGCAAGCCUUCGCCUUCAUCUGCCAGGCCAUCGCGGAGGAGGACUGCAUGCCGAUGGAGCAGUUUGCUCAGCACCUCCUCCCCAGCCUCCUCAGCCUGUCCUCCGACCCCGUCGCCAACGUGCGCGUGCUGGUCGCCAAGGCGCUGCGGCAGAGCGUGGUGGAGAAAGAGUACUUCAGAGACCCGGGCAGCGCGUACUCAGACGAGCUGGAGGAGACGGUGCUGACGCUGCAGGCCGAUAAGGACAGAGACGUGCGCUUCUUCGCCAGCGCAGAUCCCACCAGGAGCGUCAUGGAUACGGCAGCCUUGAUAUAACGGCACGAACUGAGCAAAACCACUGAGACGCACACACACACACACACACACACACACGUACCCACACACACACACACGUACACGCGCACACACACACAAGUACCCACACACACACACACACACACACACACACACACACACACUCACACACUCACACGCAUACACAGGGGCACACACACAUACACACACACUCUCACACGCGCACACACGUGCACAUUCUCUCACACACAAGCACACACUCUCUUUCUCACUCACACACACACACUCCUCCAACUCUCCUCGCUCUCUAUCUCUUUCUCUCUCUCUCUCUCACACACACACACACACACACGCACACCCACCCACCCACACAUACACCCACCCGCCCACACACACACACACACUCUCACACACACACACACACACACACACGCGCGCACACACACUCUCACACACUCACACUCACACACAGGGGCACACACACGCACACACUCUUUCUCACACACACACGCACAACACACACACACACACACGCGCAAAUACAGGAAUCUACUCUGGGACUCUGAUCAGGCAGCAGGGACUGGGGUUUUGGGGAACCCUUGUUUCGGGCUCAGGGGAAACCUCCUCACGGGGCAGAACCCACCACUGGCGUGGGUCAGGCCCAACCCCCCCCAUCUCUUCCCCGCUCUCGCUCCCUACGAUGGACUUCUCACGCGUGGCAAGCCAUCUGUCCAAAGGUUAUUGUACAGACAAGUAUAAACAUUUUACAUGGUUUUAUCCCCUCCCCUGAAUUUAUUAAAAAAUAAUUUUAAAAAGACACAAAAAAGACUAAACGGCUUGGAAACGUGCAUUAACUCAGGGGUCUGAUCAGAACAACGCGUACGCAAACGAGAACUGAAAAGGGCACGGAUGCUCCUGGCCCGGAUGCCCCUGGCCCGGAUGCCCCUGGCCCGGAUGCCCCUGGCCCGGAGGCCCCUGUUGGCCCGGAUGCCCCCGGCCUGGAGGCCCCUGGCCCGGAUGCCCCUAGCCUGGAGGCCCCUGGCCCGGAUGCCCCUGGCCUGGAGGCCCCCGGCCCGGAUGCCCCUGGCCCGGAUGCCCCUGGCCUGGAGGCCCCCAGCCCGGCUCCCAGACCUCCACGGCCCGCGCCCUCAGGUUCCUGGAGCUGGUCUGGGCCGACCUCCUGGGCCUGCUCUUUCCCCUGGGCUCAGAAGGCUUCUCAUAACCACUACCGCUCAGGAGAAACGUCUGCCCGCUCUCUCUUUACCCACGUAUCGCACUGUUUCUAAAAGCUGAACCAUGGCUGGCUCUGCCGGCCAUAGGCCUGAUUACCUCCACCUGGACUGCCAGCGCGGGAACUCUCAACUGGACUUAGUGUACGAGACGUAGCGUCUGCGAGCAGCGCUAACGCUAGCCUAAAGGCCCAAGAGGCGUUCCGAAGGGGCGGGGCCGAGCCAGUAGGGGGCGGAGCCACUUGGCUUUGGUGCAGCUCUGCGGUCAGGCCGUUGCCUCCGCCCCCGUCCCCGUCCCCGCCAGGGACCGGCCGUGAACGGGAAAGCGGUACGUUCCAGCGGGACCAGCGUCAGACACGUCUUCCGCGGAGCUAUGCUAAGUGCAGGUUCACUGGGUGCAGUUCUGGUGGGAGUCGGACUCAAGCGUGGGGUUUUUCUCCCCUGUCCGGUUUGGAGUGACCAGUUGCUGUAGUAGCGCAGCUGUGGCAUUAUUCCUUUGCGUCAGCUUGCGCGCAGUCCAGGACACAUACGGGCAGAGAAAGCGAACGACGCACAGGUGGGUCGACCACAGGGGGCGUGGCUGGGUUAACCAGCCGACCCCCAACACCCCCCCCCUCCCGGUUGAAGCCUCGCCCAAUCGCAUGUUGCUCCGAAAGACCUCCGGCCGUAUUCGGCUCCGCUUAUGUUCGACCCGGCGCUGCAGAAUCGCUACCUGGACCGGUCGCCCCUAUCCGCGCAGACGGCAUCGGCACCUGAGGUGCUAGCAGCGGUCCGCGUAGCCUGUGAGGAGUGAGGAGGAGCAAGUUCGCUAGCAGUGAGAGCAGUCACCAAGUCACUUUUAUUUCCUCUUUUUUAAAAAUGUUUUCUUGUAAAAAGGCAGGUUUUUGUCUGUAAAAAUGGCCAGAGAAAUGAAGCUGAUGGCUGUGUGGUUUGUGCAUCUCGUCUUGUGGACGUGCCCCUCCGCCAACGCCACAGGGUCCGCUUCACGCAAAUGUCUGUGCAAUUUGUGCCCGUCUCAAUUUUUUUAAUGUGGUAGAAACUGUUUAUAAAUAUAUAUAUACACAUUUUCUGAAGUCUUAUUUUUUUCUUUCAAUUAUUUACCUUGUUUAAAGAUUUUAUAUCCUAACUUUUGCCAUUUACAACCUUUGUAAUUGUCAAUGGUUUCUUUUUAAAGAUGUUUUAUGCAUUGUUAUUUUUAGUAUUCCGUAAUUAAAAUAAUAUAAAUUUCAAUUUAAUAAAAUAUGAAAAUAUGUCCUCCCUGUAAAGAUGAACACUGUAGAAUUUGAUUAGUAACAAGAUAUCGUGGGCAUUUUAAGUAACUGGGUGCUUAGUCUGAGUGGAUCACCAGCACAAAAGAACAAUACAAUGCAAUCUUAUGUAGAAUUUAAAAUAUGCAAUGCACUGAAGGGUUUGCUCAGUUUAGCCAUUUAGCUCAUCCGCAGGUCAUUUCACCAGCGAGUCGUUAGCCUAUCAUGUGUGUUGAAGGCAAGUAAUAUGUGUAUAAAUUAAGUAUUAAUAUAUUAACAUUUUAGCUGAAUAAUCGUACCUGCGGCGCUCCUCGACCUCGGGCUGGCUCUCUGUCCUGCUAGCAAAUAAUUAUCUUGUUUUGACGCAAGAGCAACUGCACAAACCUUUCAGUGCAUCUCACUGUGCGUGAGUUUAGUGUUCUCACUUUCUUUUCCCUUUUCUCUUAGCUGCGCGCGAGUUUAGCGGUCGGUGCGUCUCGCUCUUUCUGAGCUGCGCGCCGGUUUGAAUUUCGCUGCGUGGUCAUGCCCUUCCACUCGCUUUACGCACUCAGAAACUUAACUCGCCCAUUAAAUGCACAAAUUUGCGUCAAUUUGGAAAGAAACUCAAAUCACUACUAGGGCACAAUUAUUUCAUUAAAAUUUUCAAUUUCUUGGAA